Molecule: messenger RNA, 768 nt
Organism: Aegilops tauschii subsp. strangulata
Lineage: Eukaryota; Viridiplantae; Streptophyta; Magnoliopsida; Poales; Poaceae
Source: RefSeq, a predicted model, not a curated record
UGUUGUUUUCUUCCGGAGCGUUCUCGGUCAGAGGGGUAGGAAAUCCGGACGUGGCGAUGGAACGUUAUCUGCUCGCACCGGACACCCAUCGUCGUCGUCUUCCAACUCCCUCGGCUCGCCUCGCCAGGAACCUCGUGAGCUAUCAUGCAGCAGCAGCAGCACCACAUGGUGGCGCCGUGCAAGCCCCACGCAGCGCGGCGGGCGGCGCUCCCGCUGCCCGGGCCGUCGCUCCGACGAGCUUUCCUUUGCAGUCCAGCGAGGGCGGGAGCGGCGGCGUCAAAGCGGACGGCGGUGAGGACGAGGUGCCAGGAAGAGAAGCAGCAGAGCGGUGACGGCGAGAAGAAGCAGCAGGAGAAGGAGAAGAGGACGUUCCUGAGCCUGGAGGAGGCCGGGCUGGUGGAGAUGUCCGGGCUCAGCACCCACGAGCGCUUCCUCUGCCGCCUCACCAUCUCGUCGCUGAACCUGCUGCGGGUGAUCUCGGAGCAGGAGGGGGUGGCGAUCGAGGAGCUCAACGCCGGGCGGGUGUGCGACUGGUUCCUCAAGGACAAGCUCAAGCGGGAGCAGAACCUCGACACCGCCGUCCUGCAGUGGGACGACCCGCCGCCCAUCUGACCCCGCCGUCUUUGGUUUGGGUGCUGCUCUUUCCUUUCCUGUAGUUGAGACAAGUAUGUAGUGCAGUUGCACGAUUGCAUCAUCGCGCCUGAAUGCCUGAUGACCAUCUGUAAUGCUUCCAUACACGCAUGACAGAUGAUGCUUCAUUGCCUUUUU